Molecule: messenger RNA, 1690 nt
Organism: Melozone crissalis (California towhee)
Lineage: Eukaryota; Metazoa; Chordata; Aves; Passeriformes; Passerellidae
Gene: KCNK3
Product: potassium two pore domain channel subfamily K member 3
Exons: 2
Coding region: 1-1152 (383 amino acids)
Biological process (GO): potassium ion transmembrane transport; stabilization of membrane potential
Cellular component (GO): membrane
Molecular function (GO): open rectifier potassium channel activity; potassium ion leak channel activity
Source: RefSeq, a predicted model, not a curated record
AUGAAGCGGCAGAACGUGCGGACGCUGGCGCUGAUCGUCUGCACCUUCACCUACCUGCUGGUGGGCGCCGCCGUCUUCGACGCGCUCGAGUCCGAGGCGGAGACGGCGGAGAGACGGCGGCUGGAGGCCAAGAGCGACGAGCUCAAGAGAAAGUACAACCUGAGCGCCGAGAGCUACGGCGAGCUCGAGCGGGUCGUGCUGAAGCUCAAGCCGCACAACGCCGGCGUCCAGUGGAAAUUCGCCGGCUCCUUCUACUUCGCCAUCACCGUCAUCACCACCAUAGGCUACGGGCACGCAGCGCCCAGCACGGACGGCGGGAAGGUUUUCUGCAUGCUCUACGCGCUGCUGGGCAUCCCGCUGACCCUGGUGAUGUUCCAGAGCCUGGGCGAGCGCAUCAACACCCUGGUGCGCUCGCUGCUGCGCCGCCUCAAGAAGCGCCUGGGCAUGCGGCGGCCGGAGGUGUCCAUGGCCAACAUGGUGACCAUCGGCUUCUUCUCGUGCGUCAGCACGCUCUGCAUCGGCGCCGCCGCCUUCUCGCACUACGAGAACUGGAGCUUCUUCCAGGCCUACUACUACUGCUUCAUCACGCUGACCACCAUCGGCUUCGGCGACUACGUGGCGCUGCAGAAGGACCACGCGCUGCAGACGCAGCCGCAGUACGUGGCCUUCAGCUUCGUCUACAUCCUCACGGGGCUGACGGUCAUCGGCGCCUUCCUCAACCUGGUGGUGCUGCGCUUCAUGACCAUGAACGCCGAGGACGAGCGCCGCGACGCCGAGCAGCGGGCGCUGCUCGGCCGGGGCGCUCGCUCCGGAGCCGUGGCCGCCGUCCCCGAGGGCGCCGCGGUGGCCCCGGCCGAGAGCGGCUUCAGGAACGUCUACGCCGAGGUGCUGCACUUCCAGUCGGUGUGCUCGUGCCUGUGGUACAAGAGCCGCGAGAAGCUGCAGUAUUCCAUCCCCAUGAUCAUUCCCAGGGAUUUGUCCAGCUCGGACACGGGCGUGGAGCGCAGCCACUCGUCGCCCGCGCGCUGCCCCGAGACUCCGGAGCACCGGUGCUUCUGCCGCUCCCGGCGCUCCGCCAUCAGCUCCGUGUCCACCGGGCUCCAGAGCCUGGCGGCGUUCCCGGGAUUCGCCAAGAGACGCAGCUCCGUGUAGCCCCCAUCAUGCCCUCCCAUCCCGGAUCCCUCCUGGAGCGGGAGGAAGCUGCUCCGGACACGGGAAUGACGCCGGAGCGGGGCCGUGCCCGUUGGCUCCGGAAUGGAUUUUAAUUUAAAACCUCUUGGAUUUUAAUUUCACACACACACACACACACACAAAAACCACUCCUUGAAAAUGUGAAACUUGGGAGAGCGGGAGAGCCUCGGAAUUGAGGGGCACCUCCCACCGUGGGCAGCUCUGGAUCCUCGGGAAUUCCCCGGGAAGCGCAGAGGGACCCGACGGCUGCGGAAAUCAGGCUAAGAGGGGCUUAGCCAGAGCUUUUCCACAUCAGCCGCCCGCAAAAGCAGCCGGGAGUCACGUAGGCUGCUCCAAACCCUGGGAUUUGGGGCUGUCUUAACCCAAAUUGGUGGCGGGGCAGAGCUGGGAGUUCUCGGGAUUUAGCGGGAAUCAUCCAUGGGAGGCUGGCUGAUCCCACGGGAUUUCCGUGUCCAUCCACACCGAGGGUCUGGGGAUGGGGUUGUUCCCCUCAGGAAGG